AUACCCUGAGUCCAUGCGGACAUAUGACUCUCUGAGCCUGUUCCCGCAACGAACUGACAAACAUGUCUCGCGUUCCUGGGCUUUUACUGCGAGCGUCUAGCGGGUUAAGUGGCACUGUAUUCUCUGCGUCGUCUGCGCCAGGCUUGCUCGCCACGGCAGUGGGGCGGUUGACUGUCGCAGGAGCGGAAGACUUGGUUACGCCUGCGUUGCCUCCCUCCCCAACACCACCCAACGCAUGGCCCCUGCAACGGCCGCGCUGCUUUACCAGCAGCACACACAGCUGCAGCAGCGGUAGCAGCAGCGGCAGAGACAGCAACCCCAGCGCCGCUGCUGCCAGCUCCGGCAACAGCCCCACCACCACCAGCAGCAGCAGUAGCUCCUCCGAUGGCCGCGAGGAACUGUUCGUAGGUGGCUACACCCCCAUCACCAAGAAGCUGUGGACGGAGCGGCGGCGACAGGCGCAGAGCGCGGCCUCCGCCGCCCCUGGAGCGGCACCAGCGGAGGCGGCUACGGGCCCCGCCGCGCUGCUGCCGGACGGGCGGCGGGCGCCCCAGGACAUCAGCGUCGUGUACAACUUCAGCUCCGACAAGGCCCUGCUUGACAUGUACCGCAACCCCUGGGGCCACAUGCGUGUGGGGCGGCUGCUUGAGGACCUGGACUCGCUGGCGGGCAACGUGGCCUUCCAGCACUGCUACACCGGCCGCGGCGCCAGCUCCGGCGGCGGCUCGGGGCUGCCGCUGCUGGUGACUGCGGCGGUGGACGAGAUCGCUCUGACCCACCCACUGCUGCUGGCGAGGGAUGUGGUGGUGCGGGGGCAGGUGGUGUGGACGGGGCGCAGCGCUCUGGACAUCCGCAUGCAGCUGUUCCAGGCCCAGCACGAGCCCGCCCCCAGCUUGGAGGCGCUGUUCUCAUUCGUGCACCUGGACCCCGCCACACGCAAGGCCUCGCCUGUGGUCCAGCUGGCUCCGCAGACGCCGGAGCAGCAGGCGGCGUUUGCUGAGCGACAGGCGGUGGCGGACGCACGCAAGGCCGCCAGACAGAAGCAAGGCGGUGGCGACGCGGGGGUGCAGGCGGCGUUGCCGCAGGAGACACGCGAGUGGAUCCGGGACGCUCGCAAGCUACAGGAGCUGCCGGCUCUGGCCGCCGCUGACGGCGUGCUGAUGCCGGCCACCCGCCAGCACAACACCUUCAUCUGCCAGCCGCAGCAGCGCAACACGCACGGCCGCGUGUUUGGCGGCUUCCUUAUGCGGCGGGCCUACGAGCUGGGGUUCGCCACCACCUAUAUGUUCGGAGGCAGCCGGCCCGUGUUCCUCAAGGUUGACGAGAUCACGUUCAGCCGGCCGGUGGACGUGGGCGACCUGCUGCGGCUCACCUCCACGGUGGUGUUCGCGGAGGGCAGACAGCCGCCGGCCCAGGGGGCGGAGCCCAGCAAGGCGCGUGUGGUGGUGGAGGUGGAGGCGCGCGUGACCAAGCCGGAGGCGGUGGAGUCGUUCGUCACCAACACAUUCGUGUUCGUGUUCCAGUUGCUCGUGCAGCCCGGCGGCCGGCCGCUGCGGCGCGUGCUGCCCACGUGCGAUGAGGAGGCGCUGCGGAGCUGGCGGGCAGCCGGGGAGCUGGGCGGCAUGUAAACCUACCUUGUGGGCGUUGCGGUGCGGUGUGGUGCGGUGUGGUGCGGUGGGGUGGACUGGGGACAGGCGAGUUACGUGCAAAGCGGUUACUCCCAGACGUAAGUUUGUCCGGUGCAGACGCGUGGCGACUGGUGAGGGGAGCGCCGUAUUGCGUGCAGAUUACUUACUGGAGUACGGGGUAUAGGCGUGGGGUAUAGUUCCCUUCUCGUGCAGACGUGUGGCGACUGGUGAGGAGGCACCGAAGUGGAGCGCUUGUGCAUGUGUGUGUUGGGAGGGGGAAAGGCAUGUCGGCAGGUGUGGUGAGCUGUUAGAGCCGCGCCCAUGCUCCCAGCUGCUCCCAGUGACCUUCACGGUAUACCCUCAUGCCGGGCGGGUACAUGGGCAUGAGAUGCCCGGCUGCAUUAGCGACUGUGGGACGUGGAGUACCGUACAUGAUUUCGUAUGCGUAGGGCCCACACCGUGUUCCUCUACGAAUUGUGUUACACUGUUACACGGCUGCAAUAGCCGAGCAUUUCGCAUUUCCUCACCCGUCAACUGUGCGGCGCUGCAGUCUGCAGAGUCUUAGCACGACAUCCCUAGUCGG
This is a messenger RNA of Chlamydomonas reinhardtii, 2211 nucleotides long. RefSeq lists its product as uncharacterized. Lineage: Eukaryota; Viridiplantae; Chlorophyta; Chlorophyceae; Chlamydomonadales; Chlamydomonadaceae. The transcript has 10 exons. The record is from RefSeq and is a predicted model, not a curated record. Bases 63 to 1628 code for a protein of 521 amino acids. Gene Ontology annotation, molecular function: fatty acyl-CoA hydrolase activity. Gene Ontology annotation, biological process: acyl-CoA metabolic process.